CAACGCUUUUGUCCGUUUCGUCAUUGCUAAACACUGUUGGUUUCUGAAAGGUCUUCAUAUUCUGAAAUUAUGGAAUUAAUCCAAGGAGGAGCUAUAGUUAUGUCUCUUGUAUUAUUUACAUCAAUUCAAGCCAAAGGCGUCGAAUUCCAGUCUCUUUAUCGCCGGAUUCCGGAGACCUACCUGAAAGCAAUCCCACAAAAAGUUGUUGAAAACGCCACCGUUGAGAUCUGCGCAUCAAGCUGUGUGAUGGAGAUAGAAUUUGAAUGUAAAUCAUUUGACAUUGACAACUUGAACAGGGAGUGUCACCUCCAUAAUCACACUCAUAGGGAACCAUUGGUGGGACUUCAGCACGCCAAGGGAUUCGACCAUUACAGAACUGCUUACGAACGGCUUUUCAACAGAAUCCCCAAUCAUGUGAUCACCUUACGUCACAACAGAAAUAUACGUGGCUUGACUGUUGAAGAAUGCGCGCGCAGGUGUAUAUUAGAGAUGUCAUUUAAAUGUCUGGGCUUUGACUACGAAAGGAAAAGAAGGAACUGUUGGCUCACAGAGAAAGGUGCUCAUGAUGUUGGUGGUCUAGUACGGCGGAGUAAUACAGACUAUUACGAAAGAAAGUCCCAUGGCGCUCUUGGAAAAUUCAUAAAUUACGGUUUUGGAUCCUUGCAGACAUUAGAAGGUGUUCAAACGCACGGAAAGAUUGUUCUUGGUGUCAACCUUGACGCAUGCGCACAGCUAUGUCUAGCAGAAACGUCCUUUGAUUGCGCAAGUUUUGACUACGUAUUUGAAGAGCAGUCAUGUCAGCUGAGUCAGUACAUCGCAGCAAAUGUACAUGGGAUAAGAACAGAAUAUGAAUCAAGAUAUCAGGUCAUGCAUUAUGAGCUGUUAGGAGAAUAUUUAGAGUAUUUUUAUCCUACGCCGUACGCUUCCAUACUGGGUAACAACGAUCGCACAAUCUGGAGGGUGACCCCUGAAACAUGCGCUCGCAAAUGUUUAGAGGAGAGGGAAUUUAUCUGCAGAUCGUUCGAUUAUCAGAUCCAGAAAGGCACCUGUCUAUUAAGUCACGUGACAGGAAGCGAUGCAGGUGGCCUAUAUACACCAGAAGAAGUUAAUGUUCAUCAUUUUGAAAUGAAACCAUCUUUAGACUGUGGUGGUAUUUUGGAAGAAGAACGUGGUAGUUUUGCGUCACCGAAUUGGCCUCGACAUUAUCUGCACAAUGUAAACUGUACAUGGUUUAUUGUAGUUCCAGAAUUCAAGAUAAUUCGCUUUGAAAUAUACCACUUAGAUCUCGGAUGGCAGACGGACGUGCCCUGCAGCAAGGACAACGAUGUAUUGUCAAUAUCUGAAGUUAACAGAGAAGACAAGUCGUCAAAGACAUGCCUUCAAAAUUACCAAACACAGUUAUCUACCACUAACAAUAAAGCCAAUGUGUCAUUUACAACGAAUGCAGAAAAUGAUGCUCAAGGAUUCAGAAUCUUCUACUUUGCAGAUUGGCCGUGCAAAACGACACUGACGAAGGAUAAUGGAGAAUUCGCAUCUCCAAGAUGGCCAAAUUCAUAUCCUUCAUUAGCUUCGUGUCACUGGCAUAUCGAGGGUCCUAUACAUUCAAAUAUUUUUCUUAGAUUUAGUUCCAUUGAGCUUGAGGAUCAUACUGGCUCCAGCUGUUGGACUGCUUAUGACAAAAUUGACAUUUACGACAGUAAUACGACAUCGAAUCAUGUAAAAACGCUUUGUGGCAAUAAAAGACCGACGUCCUUCACUUCAAAAGGAAAUUCGUUGUAUGUUGUAUUUUCCUCAGAUAGUCGUGUACAAGCAAAAGGAUUUCAUGCUUCGUAUACAUUUAUUUUUCCAACCACUACAACAACAUCAACAACAAGCACAACCACUACAACAACCACAAGUGAAAUACUGAAAACAACAUCGCAUACAAUGAAAGACAACUUUACUGUAAGUAAUAUAUCAACAGAUGCCCCACUAACAUCUGAACUAGACAGUAAUCUGUCCUUAUCAGUACAACUUGCAAUGAGAGCACAUGAAAAUGAUGAAAACGAUGAUAUAGAAUUAACAGCAGUAUUUAUUGAACCUGUGUUAGAAGAUGGGGAAAGCGAGGAGAUGAACAAAACCUCUCAUAACCAUGGAAAAACAAGUGACGAUAUUGGAAGGGGAAAUAAACCAGAUAUCAAAUAUGAUGUGAUGCACACGGACAAAGAUUUCAAUGCCAUCAUUUUAGGAGUGUUUGCAGCAUUUGUGUCAUUACUUUUGGUGUUCAGCAUUGUUUUUAUGCUUGUAUGCCGAUAUUACAGGCGCCGCCUACCAAAACUCAGACAAGGAACUAACAUUCAUUCUCCCGAGGAAAACUUAUCAUUGUGUCAAAAUAAUGGACAGAGUCAUGGGCAAGAGGAAUUCAAAGACGAAGACGACGUGGAUGAUGCAGCAAGACUACCGUUGCCAUGCGAUCACGAACCAAUACCAGACGUUGAAUUCCACAACCCUCUCUACACGGAUCAUAGCAGAUCAGACGUUACAAGUGAAUCACGUGUUGAUUUUACACAAUCGAAUCAUGACUUAACAGAAGACGGUGUUACAGAAGAAACUUUAAAUGAUGCGUCGCCAGUAAGUAUUUGCUCGGAAAACGAACGUGAACAUGAAACAAGAACAGAUUUUAUUCCUAGUAAUAGUCAAGAUGUUGUGUCUUCAGAGUUGGCCUCGUCACCGGAUGGGACACUACAAAACACUGUGUAUAUUGAUUGUUUAACAACCCUCUGAUUACUAUACUAACUAUCUUACGAAGUUGUAACUAAUUACAUUUACUUUGUAAGCCAAGAGAAGUAGUACCAUCAUAUUGAAAAACAACUGCAGAAUGUCCGAGAGGUGUAACUGAAUGUCAAUGGCGUUAAGUACAAAACAUCGAAAAAUUAUAAAAUAUUACUUCGUGAUGUAGUUACAGAACUCCUGAUUUACAUAGUAAAACGGGAAAAAAUCCUGACGAUUCGUGUAUUUGUUGUAAUUAUUUUAUGAACAGUUUUACCGGAUGUAGGCUGAUUAAAAUAUAUUUAAGAAGGAAACAUAUACAAAAAUGUAAAAUUAACAAGCUUUCGUAAUUUUAUUUGCCUUUUAUAUGUUGAUUUUACUAACACAGUACGAUCUCAUUAAAUUUACUAGACUUGUAUCGCGUUGUGCCGCUUUUGUGCAGGAUUUCAGAGCUUAGGGUUGGAAAUUUUUUAGUGGAAGUGAAACAGGAGACAAAUCUGUUUGAGGGAAUGCAAUAUUUGUAAAACUGUGUGAACGAAACUUAGACAAGAGAAUCCGUGUUGUAACUUAACAAGUCUAUUGCAAUUAUAUUGUUUUGUGAAUAUAUUUAAUAUUCAUGACAGUAUAUGCUGGAAUUGUACAUACAGUCAGAAACAUACACCGGAAUUUCAAAAACGUCGAAUUAUCCAAUCCUAUAUUCUUAUUCAUUUCAAGACCUGGCCCUGUACUCAAAAAUACACAAACAUUUUAGGACCUAUACAUUGGUCGAUUUUGUAUUUAUUGACUUCUCAGAAAAGAUAUUAAUAAAUCCGACAAACACUUUUCAUUUAGUUAUGGCUUGAAAACGCCGCUAUUUUGCUAUUGCAAUGAUUUCCUUUCCUAAUAAUAUGGUUUACUUGUUUAUGUUUUUGUGUAUUUUUUUAUUUUAACCCUUACCCUGCUAAAUUUAUAAAAUGGACUGGUCCAUCAUUCAAUUUGGGCAGGACAACUUAUUAUUUGAAGGGGUGUUCUCUGAAAAUUUAUCGACUGAAUAGCGAACAGUGCAGACCAUGAUCAGCCUGCACGGAUGUGCAGGCUUAUCUUUGUCUGUACUGGGCGCAAAGGCAAAACCACUUGCCGCCAGCAGGCUAAAUGUUAAGAAAUGUGUUAUUGCUGUAAAAUGAGUAAGACUAUGCGAUGGUAUAAUUCGAUUGAAAUGUCAUUACCAACGUUUUAAGCUAAAAGUAUUUUUUUCAAUUUCAAAACUGUGCAAGAUUAUGGCAGGAAAUCAAGUGUUGUGUUAAAUGACGUGUUAACUUUAUAACGCGGUAAUAGAGUCAGUAUCUCUUUUGCACUGAGGCUUAAUUUAAUUGAUUCAAGAGAUAUCAGCAGUAUUAUAGAGUACCUUGGUAUUGUGUAUGAUUUGAUGCAACGAGUAAAAUUGCAUAUCAAGCAUCAUGAAAAUUGAAUAAAGUUUACAUUCCUAAAUA
Messenger RNA from Mercenaria mercenaria, 4217 nucleotides. RefSeq lists its product as uncharacterized. NCBI's taxonomy places the organism in Eukaryota, Metazoa, Mollusca, Bivalvia, Venerida, Veneridae. The record is from RefSeq and is a predicted model, not a curated record. The transcript is spliced from 13 exons. Bases 70 to 2763 code for a protein of 897 amino acids.